UAAAACAGACGUUAUCCAUGUAACUAGCUACCAGUGAGGCUAUGCUAACCAAACGGUUGUAGAAGGUGAGAUUGUUUUUCAAAUCGUGUGGAAUAAAGGACCCUUUAAUAUUUUUUUUGAAGAUUGUGUUUUCUCUAAAUCACCCACAGAGGUCCUUGAGUCCAAAAUGACAUACAGGAGAGAAAGGAAUAUACGGGAGGUUUAUGAGGAUCGCUUUUUGCCAGAGAGACCGGGUCCUUACCCACGGGCAGUUGGCACAGCGGAGAGAAGGGGACCCUUUGGCAGGCCGGAGGACGACUAUGGCCGUGGCGGGUACGAAUAUGAAGCAGGUCCGCGCUUUUUUCCAAAUGGAGGAGGACCACGUAAUUAUCACGAAGACCAGAGGGGCUACCAUGGGGACAACGUUCAUUUCCCCGCUGAGCGCCGAGCCGUUCCACCUUCGAGGAGGGAGGAGUACCCUUACAGAGUGCCCAGGGAAGACCCACACGCAGGGCGACCUUUGGAGUUUGGCGCCCGUGCUCCCCCCCCUCACAGCGUGCGGACCCAGGGCAUCUACCCAGCGGCCCGAUCGCUCCCAGAGAGUGGGGAAGACACACUAGUGCAAGCCAUCCUCAACCUGGACAGAGGGGAGGACAGAGACCAAUACAGGAGAAAGGCGGUCCCCUUCCCCCCGCUCAGAGAGCGCUCUCCCGUGCGCCGCGACGCCCCCCGAUCCCCCCACAGUCGCUCCGGCUCCAGCGUCAGCAGCAGGGGCUACUCGCCGGACCGAGCCAAGACGCUGCCGUUCCCCUUACAGCAGAGCAAGGAUGUGGACGGUCCAGAGGGAGUUUCUGAGCACCAUUGGGGGGCGCUCUUUCCUCUACAGAGCGGACCUGAAACUUUGGAUAAAAUCCCCGGUCUGUCAAGAGAAGGCUCGCCACACAGCGCAACCUCAAACAAGGAGGAGAACCAUCCUCUCGAAGGAGAAAAGGAGGAGCCUCUGAUGGCUCCAGCCGUCGAGGAGAGCCAGAAAUCGUCCCCGGACGACAACGUUCAAGAGCGACGAGCCUUGGCCAUCACAGCCAAAGCGAAGGAGAUCGAGAAGUUUUUACGUCUUUUCUAUGAACGCCAACCCGGCACCGGUGUACCGGCAAGACUGCGAGACAUUUGGCAUGGUGGUGAAGAUGCUGGUGGCCAAGGACCCCAACCUGGAGAAGCAGCUGCAAGUUCCCCUGAGGGAGAACCUGGGGGAGAUCCGCGAACGUUGCCUGGAGGAACUGAACCACUUCAUCGGCGAGCUGGACGAGGUGGUCCGGCAGUCGGAACCUUCCGUCUGUGACUCGACCACCCCGUCGACGGCUCUCACGGCUCAUAAACUUUCAAAGACGGGGGUCAGUACUGGCUCGUCCUACUGACGCGUUGGCCUUCGGCUCCUCGUGAGAACUCAGCGUUGAAGGACUUCUGGAACACAAUGGAUAUCACUAAUAUGUUUGUUUUUGUUUUUUCUGGACCUGGAAUCGAUUCUACGACCGAGCCGUCUGAAGAAAAACUCUAAACGGAGUUUAUGCAGUGUUGCGUUCCGGGGGAUGAACAGUGUUGGUUUCAAACAGACUCAUUUUUUACCUUACCUGUCCUUGUUUCAAGUUGUUCAGUCUCUCAUCAUAUGGAAAUGGUUCACGUGGGUUUUGUUAUUUAAAACAAUUGUUGGUUGGUCCUGCAGCAUGAUCACACUUUUCUAAAAGGAAAGCCACAUUAGACGAUAUUGUUUUCUAAUAUGUUCGGUUGUGUACAUUUUGUAGCAGUCACAUGUAUGACUUGGUGCUGCUAAAUUUACAGUUCUAUAAAUUUGUACUGUCUGGAAA
Messenger RNA from Gasterosteus aculeatus aculeatus (three-spined stickleback), 1841 nucleotides. It is a transcript of the gene pphln1, whose product is annotated as periphilin 1. Gene Ontology annotation, cellular component: nucleoplasm. The record is from RefSeq and is a predicted model, not a curated record. Gene Ontology annotation, biological process: protein localization to heterochromatin; negative regulation of DNA-templated transcription; negative regulation of gene expression, epigenetic. NCBI's taxonomy places the organism in Eukaryota, Metazoa, Chordata, Actinopteri, Perciformes, Gasterosteidae.